Molecule: messenger RNA, 672 nt
Organism: Peronospora matthiolae
Lineage: Eukaryota; Oomycota; Peronosporomycetes; Peronosporales; Peronosporaceae
Source: the annotation of a GenBank genome assembly
AUGCUGUUCAGGCCGUUCCCAAGUCUCCUCGCCCCUGCCCGAGCUCGUCGUGGGUUCCACUCCAUCCUGAACUCCCUUGUGCCCAUGGUGCUCGAGCAAUCGCCACGGGGCGAGCGCGUAUUCGACAUCUACUCGCGCCUGCUCAAGGAGCGCAUUGUGUUCGUCCACGGGCCAAUCAAUGACGACGUGGCGUCGCUCGUGACGGCCCAGUUGCUCUUCCUCGAGGCCGAGAACCCUGAGAAGGACGUGUUUCUGUACAUCAAUAGCCCCGGUGGGAUCGUGACUUCUGGCUUGGCGAUCUACGACACGAUGCAGUACCUGCAGCCAAAGAUACGUACCCUUUGUAUGGGCCAAGCUGCUUCAAUGGGAUCGCUCUUGCUGGCUGGAGGCGCUCCGGGAUGUCGCUCGGCUCUGCCGAAUGCCCGUAUAAUGAUCCACCAGCCUUCUGGAGGGGCUCAGGGCAUGGCAAGUGACAUUGCGAUACAGGCCGAGGAGAUCAUUAAGCUGCGCACGAGGUUGAACGGGUUGUAUGCGGGGCACACUGGCAAGCCUAUUACAGAAAUUGAGCGAGCAAUGGACCGUGAUCUCUUCAUGGAUCCACAAGAGGCGCAAGCUUUCGGGAUCAUCGACUCGAUCGUUUCCAGCCGGAAACUCCCGCAGUCGAUAGGGUGA